UGAGGAGGCUAUGUUAAGACUGCUACACAGAAAGGGAAGCUGUGGUGCGCAACCACAAUGCGCAUUCAACUUGUGCCGAUGACUCUGCAAGUCUCGUCUCUGCCUGUCUCUGCUGAUAAGUCGUUUUAAAGUUGGAUUUAAUUCUCAAAAUGCCUCAGUUCAUUUCUUGCUGGACGGUACUGGUGAUCCUUGUCGUUUCUGGUCUUCCUUGUCAGGCCAUAUCAGUUACCGGUAUUUUGGGCGAUUCAGUCAUCUUACCUUCUUGCAUGCCUGCUAAUUUCACACCAUCAAAAGUUACCUGGUCCAUCUUUAAAAACGAUACCCAAAUUGCUACAUUAAGACCUACAUCGACGAAAGUAGAUUGGUGGCCAGAGUUCGAAGACCGGCUUCUGCUGAACGCUAACAAUGGGUCGCUUCAGAUAAAAAACCUGCAGAGGAAAGACGCGAUGAUCUACACCCUGAACAUAUAUUACAACACCAAUAAACCGUGCAACAAUUUGGUGAAUCUAAGAAUUAUUGAACCAAUUCCCAAACCAAAUAUUACAAUUGAAAAGACUGAGCAGUGUGGAUCCUGCAACUUCUUUGUGAAAUGCUUGGUUACAAAAGAUUCAGAAGUAAAUUACUCUUUGAAGCUGACUGAUGACUCCAUUGGCAACGAAAAUGGAUCAAUACUGAAAGUCCGAAACAUUCCUUUCAACACAAAACGGUCCUUCACCUGUGUGGCUUCCAACAACGUAACCCAAUCAUCAACUACUGUGACAGAGCACUGUGGCAAUACAGAACCAAUUGCCAAAGCAGAGAUUACAAUUCAAAAGACUGAGCAGAGAAGACGCUGCAAUUUCAUUUUGAAAUGUUUCGUUUCAAACCACUCAAAUUUUAAUUAUGUUUGGAAUAAUGCUGAUGACUCCAGUGUAAGCAGACCCAUACUGGAGGUGGAUAUUGCUUUCAACACAAAACGGUCCUUCACCUGUGUGGCUUCCAACAGCUUAACCACAUCAACAGCUACUGUGACAGAGCACUGUGGCAAUACAGAUUAUUUUUUACAGUUAAACGUUUGGCGAAACAUUGCAAUCAUCGGAAUCAUCAUAAUCAUCAUAAUCAUCAUCGGAACCAUCAUCCCAUUUAAAAGCCAAAAAAUCAGACGCAGAAUGCUCAAAUUCAUCAUGAAGUUAUUGAAAGGUACAUUGCUACGAACGUGUCUAUUUAUGUUAGUAAACUAUCUAUAAAUUGCUGCCUGGGAGCUGAAACAUAUACACUCUCUAGUUAACUGUGGUUAAAUAACACAGAGGAAAACUAUUGUUUGUAGAUCGUUCUCUCUCACAGUAGAGUUCAAACUAAAAGAGGGAAACUCAAAUUAGUAACACUUUCCAUUAAGAGUCUCUAAUGACUGUGUGUUUGCAUAUCAGUAAAUCCAUGUGUGCUCACACAUCAAUACAAUGGUAUUAUGCAGAGUUACAAUGUGCUUCAUGUGUAACAGAAUGUUUGCACGAUAUGACCCCAACCCUAACCCCUUUCUGAUACAAUUGUGUACUUACAUAUAUCAUGCAAAAAGAUUUACACAUUAAGUUUACAAAGUGUUACUGUAAAAUCAAUUUA
This is a messenger RNA of Acipenser ruthenus (sterlet), 1596 nucleotides long. RefSeq lists its product as uncharacterized. The record is from RefSeq and is a predicted model, not a curated record. The coding region runs from base 150 to 1226 and encodes 358 amino acids. Lineage: Eukaryota; Metazoa; Chordata; Actinopteri; Acipenseriformes; Acipenseridae. The transcript is spliced from 5 exons.